Molecule: messenger RNA, 678 nt
Organism: Symbiodinium natans
Lineage: Eukaryota; Dinophyceae; Suessiales; Symbiodiniaceae
Source: the annotation of a GenBank genome assembly
AUGUACUUUGAUGAAGCUGUUGCCCUCGCUCUUAGCGAGACAGAUUCGCUUUCUUCAAUCGACGGAGAUGGUGCCCGCAAGGAGGAAGCACUGGUGGAGUUUUCAAAGCAGUAUGAGUCGUACAGCGUCCAAGACCUAAGGCGAGAGGGCUCCGACACAGAAAAAGAGAUUCGCAAGCUUUCAAAGCAGAUCCGGCAGCUCAAGAAGAAGUCGGUGUACCUGGUGAAGCUCCUGGAAGACAAAGUCAUCACAACGACGAUCACGACGGUGUCAGGAGAAAGCCGGGAGCUUUCCGCGCGCCUGGGCGAGACAGUGGCUGAUGUCAAGGCCCGAGCAGAGGAGCUCGGUUUGUUCGAAGCAGCCCCGGGCUGCUAUCUUGUUCCAGAUGGCCUCCGUGGGAGGGGCUUUCGUGUCGUGUCUGGCGUGAAGUUCUGCUACGAAGGGGAAGAGAUGUGCGACGACAAGACCAUGGCCGAUUACAAGCUGGAUGAUGGCUCCGUCUUAACCGUUUUGGUGAACGAGCAGCCGCUGAGUCAAAGGCAUCUCAAGUGCAAAAAUCGCGACUUUCUUGCUGGGAUGCUUGUGACUGCGGGCACGGGCAGUAUCCCCUGGGCAUCUCCGAAAGCAUCGCUGCCAUCAUCCCCCUCAACGUCAAGAACGUCAUCCCUCGAGCGGUAA